CAACAAACGACGAACGACGAACCGCGCAUGAAAUGCGACGAGCGUAAAACAAAGAACGAUAAAGACCAAAGACGAACGACGAACGACAAGCGACGAAAGAUGAAAGGCGAAUGA
Gryllus bimaculatus (two-spotted cricket) is the source of this 114-nucleotide messenger RNA. NCBI's taxonomy places the organism in Eukaryota, Metazoa, Arthropoda, Insecta, Orthoptera, Gryllidae. The record is from the annotation of a GenBank genome assembly.